CGUAACAUAAUAUUUCUUCCUACCAUAGAGUUGUUGAUUUGUUUGCAUUUCUUUUAUACGCUCUUCCACUCUCUCCUUCUUUCUGGUAUUUGUCUUUCGUUUCUUUUUCUAUGUUUUCUUUCUGUUAUGCGUCUCUGUCUUCUAUAGCUUUUCUUGUUUGGGUUUUUCCUCGUUUUCCUUUCUUUCUUUCUCUUUUGUCCUUGAUUUCUUUUGUCCUUGAUUUCUUUUGUUCUCUUGUCCAUGUUUUCUCUUAUCAUUCCUCACUCUCCUGUUUUUGUUGGUUUCUAUUAUCUUCUUUUUAGUGUCUUUUGCAACUUUUAAGGAUGAUGUCUUAAAAGGUCUACGAGCAUUAAUUCUAUACUCAACCCAACACAGUAAUAAUAAUAAUAAUAAAUUGUUUUUGUUUUUUUUUCAACUUUGUAUUGUGCAAACAAAUCCUUUUUCAUUCUGUAUGCCAAUUUUACAAAAAAAUAAUAUUUUUACACGUGCUUUUUCUGUCGUUUACUUUUCACGUUAUUUUAUGAUGAAAAGAGGUUUAGUUCGAACCAUUACAAAUUCUUGAAAGAGAAUUCGAUGAUCAUUGAAUUAUGUUCCUUGAUGAUUUCUACAAUACGAUAAGUAUACGAUAUAUUCUCAUUAUUGCAGCCGCUAUACCUCUUAUCUUCAUCUUACUAACUGUUAAUACUGUUCAUUUUUUUACAAAUGACUAUAAUCUAAGAAAUUUAAAUCUGAAUCACGUUUCAUGCCAUCACUGGUUUAUCUUUAGCUCAAGUUCACGAUUAGAUCAAUCCCUUAUUCCACAUCAACCAAAUAUUUCUAUCAUUAUCGUUACAAAUCAUAAUCAAUCGAUUCCCAUAUUCAACAAAACAAAUAUUAUUUUUCUAAAUUCUGAGAAACAAUAUAAUAGUACUUUUCGUUCAAAGAAUCCGAGAGUCAUUGCUUAUCUUCUUGCUAUUAAACAUGGCGCUCGUUUUAUUUAUGAAUUUAGUACAAAUAUUUCGUUUCAUUAUUAUCAAAAUAUUCAAUAUAUAGCUUUUCGACGAGAACGAUCACCAUUUAUUAAUAUUUAUCCAACAUUUACUGCUAAUUUUAAUCACUGUUCACCGGGUCUACCAAAAGAUGAACUCUUGAAUAUCACAGAAGAUGGUUGGAGUUCAAUAAGAAUAAUUGAUCCGUAUCAAGAAACUAUUCAUCCACUUAUUCAACAACAAAUUUUAAUUUAUGAUGAUAAAGAAGUAUCAUUAGUCAAUCAUCCGCCUGUCGGUGUGGAACCAUUCACAUUUGCACCAUUUUCAAGUCAAAAUAUUCUUUUCGCUUAUGAUGCAUUUUGGGGUUUAGUAUUACCUUCAUCAAAGUCAGAUAUUUGGCGAAGUUGGUGGGUACAAAGACUAUUAUGGGAUAUUAAUGCACAUGUCGUUUUCACUUCUAUUGCACAUGAAAUAAACAUGACGAUGACAAUAGAUGAUAAAAAAAAUGAAAAAGAAGAUGCAAAUGUUGGAAAACUUGUUCGAUUUUUGAGCACAUGGAAAUCAACAAAAAUGACAUUAGUUGAACGAAUUGAACAGCUCAUAAAUGAUAUGAUUGAAGAAAAAUUUUGUGAUGUGGAAGAACAGAAAGUAGUAAAAGAUUGGAUCGAUGAUUUGAAAACAAUAAACUAUGUUUUUCCAUCGAUUAAGAACAAUAUGUCACAAUCAAGAUCAUCUGGAACACUUCGUCGUCGUCGAAUCGCCGUUUGUAUGACUGGUAUUAUUGAAUGCAUUGAAGAAGUAUGGAAACCAACCAUGAAUGCAAUUCGAACACACGUCAAAGGUGAAAUGGAUAUAUUUUUGUAUUUGUCAUCUAGUGAGCCAUUCGGUUCUCAAAUGCCAAAUAUUCCUUUACACAUUCGUCUCGUUGAAGCAUUACGUUAUCCAAAUUUUACAGUAAAAGUUUUAUUUGAAAAUAUUCCGAAGCUUGAUCCUCACUUUCCACCGAAUUGUACGACUGAUGCUAAUGUUGACCAACCUGACUUUAAAAUUCCAAGAUAUUAUCAACAAUUAUUUGGUUUAAGUAAUUGUUUUUCUCUCGUUCGUGAUUAUGAAAAGAGACAUAAUAUUAAGUAUGACAUUAUGGUAAGAUUAAGAGCCGACCUACAGUUUCUUCAAAUUCCAGCAACAUUUGAUCGAGAAUCACCAUUCGAUAUAAAUACUACCAUGAUUUUACCACCGAAUCGUUAUGGUUCAAGAGUAAACGAUGGCUUUGCUAUCGGUCCAAUCGAUUUAAUUGAGGUCUAUAUGAAUCGAUAUUAUGCAUUUCGAGAAUGUUUAACUCGUGACUUACAUCCUGAACGAUAUCUAUACUUUUAUUUGAAUUAUCGAAAAGUGAAGAUGACGAUAGAUGAAACAACUGUAGUAGAACAAAUUCCUCAUUCACCAAAAAGUUGCCACUGA
Rotaria sp. Silwood1 is the source of this 2429-nucleotide messenger RNA. NCBI's taxonomy places the organism in Eukaryota, Metazoa, Rotifera, Eurotatoria, Philodinida, Philodinidae. The record is from the annotation of a GenBank genome assembly.